This is a messenger RNA of Ostertagia ostertagi, 276 nucleotides long. Lineage: Eukaryota; Metazoa; Nematoda; Chromadorea; Rhabditida; Trichostrongylidae. The record is from the annotation of a GenBank genome assembly.
AUGAUUAGUCUCAUUAUGGAAGCGUUUGUCGAUCUGCUCGUGUCCGAAGACUGGCUCACCGAAGAAACGAAAAAGUUUGCAAAGCAAAAGGUGCAUACGAUGAAGCAGAAAAUCGGCUACCCCGACUACUUGAACGACUCCAAGUCAGUAGAUCAUGAGUAUCGGUUAUUCAAGGUUUACGAUGGCGGCUACUACAAAACCAAAUUCCAAUUUUAUGAGCAAUAUCAACGAGACGUGCUGGAACGGAUAGCUCAACCGGUGGACAGAGAACGGUAG